CAGCCGAGAGAUUUGAGGAACAAACCAGCAUAAAAGGAGUUGUUCGACAUCAGUUUCCAAUCAAGUUGGCAUUUGGAUGUACAGCACACAAAGUACAAGGGAUGACCAUGAAGUCUGCAGUUGUUUCUUUGAAGAGAGUUUUUGAACACGGAAUGGCAUACGUCGCCCUCAGUCGCACAACUUCUCUGGAAGGACUUAAAAUCAUUGAUUUGGAUGAGAAUAAGAUCUACGCCGAUGAAAAUAUCAGAGCAGCUAUGGAUUCAAUGAGAACAGCAUCGUUCUCAAACGCCAGACCGCUCUUGAAUUUUCAAUCACGUCAUCAAAGUGCAACUUUAACAAUUAUUCAUCACAACGUCGAAGGUCUCAUCUCUCAUUCUGAGGACAUGAAACACCAUCAUGAACUCAGAUUGGCAGAUAUUUUAUGCCUUACCGAGACUCAUUUAUUUGGAUCUUCUGCUCCAGCUUGUGGCCAAAUGGAGGGUUAUUGUUUCUUUUCACGUAACAGACAUGUUUCUUAUUCCAACCGAGUGGACAUGUCUACCAAAGAGGGGGGAGGAGUAGGCACUUACUGCAGGAGUCUUCUACAACCCCAGGAGCGGAGAUACUUUCACAAUGUUACCGAUCUUGAAUACAACGUUGUGAAAGUGGAUGCUCCGAUCACAGCCCUCAUUGCCACGGUUUACAGGCCACCAAGUUAUGAUCUAGCUAUGUUUUUGAAAAACAUGCAAAAUCUUUUGGAUGGCCUGAAUUCAAUGGAUAUUCAGCCAGUUGUGGUAUUGGGAGACUUCAACGAGGACCUCCUCUCUCCGGGGAAAAAAGCAAUCAAGGAGUUGUUUGGAAGCAAAGGAUUUACUCAACUCAUCUCGGAUCCAACAACGGAAAGGCAGACUCUCAUUGACCACAUUUACAUAUCUCAGCCAGAAUAUUGUGUUCAGUCAGGUGUGUUGCAGACUUAUUACAGUUACCACAACCCUGUAUAUUGUAUUUUGGCUUCAUUUUCAGCUGCAUCUUCACCAUGACUUGAGAGGAGGGCUGGGAAACAAAUUACACUAGGACAAUAGUCCUGUCAUUUUUAAUGGUACUCC
Messenger RNA from Girardinichthys multiradiatus, 1085 nucleotides. RefSeq lists its product as uncharacterized. Gene Ontology annotation, molecular function: catalytic activity. Lineage: Eukaryota; Metazoa; Chordata; Actinopteri; Cyprinodontiformes; Goodeidae. Bases 102 to 1019 code for a protein of 305 amino acids. The transcript is spliced from 2 exons. The record is from RefSeq and is a predicted model, not a curated record.